Solanum tuberosum (potato) is the source of this 1623-nucleotide messenger RNA. Its product is annotated as (+)-neomenthol dehydrogenase-like. The transcript has 5 exons. Bases 496 to 1398 code for a protein of 300 amino acids. The record is from RefSeq and is a predicted model, not a curated record. Gene Ontology annotation, cellular component: membrane. Gene Ontology annotation, molecular function: oxidoreductase activity, acting on the CH-OH group of donors, NAD or NADP as acceptor. NCBI's taxonomy places the organism in Eukaryota, Viridiplantae, Streptophyta, Magnoliopsida, Solanales, Solanaceae.
AAAAGAGGAAUACGACUUCCCUGGUGGAGGUAGAGAAAACAAGUGUCAUUUCACAUUAAUUGUAUCCUUUCCAACAUUCAACACACCUCAAGUUCUCUCAUUUUCAUUGCAUCAUAUUCCAUCUCCCAUAAUAUUUAUCUUAAAUUAUAUACAAAUACUUUUAAUAUAAUUUUUUUUUUUUUUUGCUUAGGUACCGAAAAAAAAGAAGAUAAUAUGAAACAUUGCUAAUAAGACUUCUGUGGUCCUAAGAACUUAUGGCUGUCAUUUGUCUCAAUUAACAACCACACUAGUGAUUUUUGACAAUUAUUUUCUUAAUUAUUCAAUAAUAGUGACGCAUUCUUUUCUUUUGUGAUUAUAUGCCAAAAACUUUUGUAUCAAUAUAUAAAUAUAUAAACUCUCAAGUCUCACCUGUAUAUACUUUUAUUUAUUUAUUACUGACACUAGUGUAUAGUUUUUCUUUCUUUUACACAUUGAAACACACAAAAACUUCAUACCAUGGCUGAAGCUCCCAACUUCCUGGCAACUCAACGGAUUGCAGUUGUAAGUGGAGGCAACAAAGGGAUAGGAUUAGAAAUAUGUAGACAACUAGCAUCAAAGGGAAUAUUGGUGAUUUUAACAGCAAGAGACGAGAAAAAAGGGAAUGAAGCUGUUAUUAAUAUGUUAAAGAUGGAUGGCCACUCUAAUUAUAAUAUCAUUUUUCAUCAACUUGAUGUGACUGACAUUUUUAGUAUUGUAAGACUCAAAGAUUUCAUCAAGGACAGAUUUGGCAAACUUGAUAUCUUGGUGAAUAAUGCGGCAAUUCUUGGAGUGCUUUUGGAUAAAGAUUUUAUUAUAAGCCCACAACAAGACUUAUUCAUUGAGAAAAUGAAGGUAGCCACUCAAACUAUUGAUAUAGCUGAAGAAUGUAUAAAAACAAAUUACUAUGGUGCAAAAUGGAUGAUACAAGAAUUAUUACCUCUACUUCAAUUAUCUGAUUCACCACGUAUUGUCAAUGUCUCCUCCUCUACUGGAAAGCUCCAACAUGUACGCAAUGAAUGGGCUAUAGGAGUCUUAAAUAAUUGUGACAAUCUAACAGAAGACAAAGUGGAUGAGGUUUUGAAUGUUUUUCUCAAAGAUUUCAAGGAGGAUUUGUUAGAAAGCAAAAAUUGGCCUCUAACUAUAUCUGCUUAUGUUGCAUCAAAAGCAGCACUAAAUGGUUACACAAGGAUAUUGGCUAAAAAAUACCCAAAUUUUCUCAUAAAUUGUGUUUGUCCAGGUUAUGUGAAAACUGAUUUAUGUUGCAAUUCUGGCACAUUGACUGUUGAAGAGGGUGCUCAAAGUCCUGUUUGGCUUGCUCUUUUACCUCAGGGAGGCCCAUCAGGAAACUUCUACAAUAGGAAAGAGCUCUCAUCUUUCUAAUCAAAUUGAGAAAUCUUGCGAUAUAGAUCAUAGCUAUGUUGCUCAAAUUUUUCAAAAAAUAUUAUUAUAUUCGUGUUGGAUUUUCAAUAAAUAUAUAGUACAUAGUUUGUAGAGGAUCCGACUUAUUAGACCAUAUUAUAGGUUCAUGGACAAAGUUCCUAUUAUAAGGUAUAAAUUGUAAAUUGUAAUACAUAAGUUAAUAAUUAUUGGAUUAUCUAUGGCAUA